Drosophila sulfurigaster albostrigata is the source of this 4311-nucleotide messenger RNA. RefSeq lists its product as uncharacterized. Lineage: Eukaryota; Metazoa; Arthropoda; Insecta; Diptera; Drosophilidae. The record is from RefSeq and is a predicted model, not a curated record. The transcript has 14 exons. Bases 78 to 4091 code for a protein of 1337 amino acids.
UCCGGUUACGUUCGUGGGAAAAGAAAGUAGCUUCUUGUGUGAUCUCUUUUGUUUUUACUGUUUUUUUGGUUUCGAUAAUGUGGCGGCUUCAGCUUUUCCUUUUGCUCUCCACCUGCUUCCUCAUACCGCAUGAGGCAAAGCCAACAACGCGUUCUCCCUCGCCCUCCCUCUCGACCACGCCCACUGUGGCAUCAGCGAUCUUCAAGCGCACCAACAACAUUGGACGUCUGGCAGCCAAGGAUCUGGCCGAUCUUCUGCUCGCCAGCAUGCAAGCCCGAGGCGCCAAGCUGUCGACUCAUCAGGAAGCCACCGUUAAGACUUUGCAGGAUAUGGAACCGAUGGAAAGACAAACUGGAGCCGUAUUUUUGCAGUUGGGCAUGGAUCUGAUUAUCGAUGUGUUGAUUGGCAGCAACACGGAUGCCAGCUGUGAUCGUGUCAUCAAGGACAUUAAGAACACCAAGGAUAACAAUAGUCUAACACUCAGUUUGAAGUCAUUUAUCGCCCUCUGCAAGUUCAACAACAUCGAGUGCUCGCAGAAACAAGUUGUACAGAUCAUCAAGUCCACCGCCGCCUUUAAGCAAUCCGAUGUUGCCGUUGAGGGUGCUCGCAGCACUCGCACAGCUUUGCAGCAGAGUGCCAAAUCAUUCUAUGUGAAGGGUGAUCGUGACAGCAUGAUUGAGUUCUUGCAGGCGAGAAGCCUGAAGGAGCUCGUUGCCAUCUGCAGUUCGUUGUUGCAAGUGUGCGGCGCGUCCGGUCUCGAGGCGCAGAACAUUGUGCAGAAUUUAGUUGAAAUGGGUCCCAAGGCAAAUACACAGAGCGCUGGCGUCAGUUUGUUGCAGGUGAAUGGCUUCAGUACGCUGAUUGUCUCGCUGAUGGACAGUCUGACAACCAUAGCGAAUGGCCAAAAGAGUGGUUUCUGUGCCGCAACCGCCGAGAGCUGGAUAGUGCGUCUGCUCGAUAUGGGCGUGGCAAAAGUUGUCAUCAUGGGUCUAUUGACAGCGUUAGAUCGUUCGACUCCUGUUUCACCCAACUCGCUGAUACAACAAGGCAAAUCGGCUGCUAAUUUGGUGGACGCUGAUGUGCCACUCAAUAAGGGCGCAGCGGUUGCCUCUAAGCGUUCAAGUGGCUCGCUGCCUUUGAUUGGUAAUGUGAUUGGCAACAAUAUUGGAACCGGAGCUGGUAAUAUUAUUACCGGACAAGAUAAUGUUGUUAACCAACUCGUUGCUGCUCAAGUUCCUGCUGCAGUUAACGCCGUAGCUCUGAACAAUAUUGCUGGCACAGCGACAGGUGCUACAGGUGGCGUUACUGGUGGACUUCUUAGCUCUGGACCUCUAUCUAGCCUCUCUGGCCUUACCGGCUCACCGGUCAGCCAAGCUGGCAAUUUGAUUGGCAAUAAUAUCAUGACGGCUCCGAAAAAUAUAAUCAGUGGACAAAAUAAUCAGGUUACCACACUUGUCGGUGCCGCUGUUCCCGUUGCUGCCCAAGUUGCGGCCUUGAACUCCAUUACAGGAAGUGCUAACGGCGGUGGAUCAAGCGGUGGUCUUCUUGGAUCCCUUGGCUCCAGCCCUCUGUCUGCUCUCUCCGGCACACCGCUCGGUUCAGCCGGCAAUUUACUGGGCAAUAACGUCAGGACGGGACCAAAAAAUGUGAUCAGCGGCAGUAAUAAUAAUGUCUUCAGUCUUGUCGAUGCUGAUGUUCCUGUAGCUGCAAAUGUUUUGGCACUUAACUCUAUAACUGGCUUGGUUGGAGGUGGUUCCAGCAGCGGUUCAAGUGGUUCAAGUUCUGGUUCAAGCUCUGGUUCAAGCUCUGGUUCAAGCAGCGGUUCAAGUGGAAGUUCUAGCGGCGGUUCAAGCAUUGGCAAUGCCAUUGGCAACAAUGUUCAAACGAACCCCAAAAAUGUGAUCAAGGGAAGCAACAAUAAUGUGUUCAGUCUUGUCGAUGCUAAUGUUCCUGUAGCUGCUAACGUAUUGGCACUUAACUCGAUUACUGGCUUGGUUGGAGGUUCAAGAAGUGGUUCAAGUUCUGGUUCAAGCAGCGGUUCAAGCGGAAGCUCUAGUGGAGGCUCUGGCGUUGGCUCUCUUGUUGGGAAUGCCAUUGGCAAUAAUGUUUUAACUGGUUCUAAAAAUGUGAUCAAGGGAAGUAAUAAUAAUGUCUUCAGUCUUGUCGAUGCUGAUGUUCCUGUAGCCGCAAAUGUCUUAGCCCUUAACAAGAUUACCGGUUUAGUUGGAGGUGGUUCAAGCUCUGGUUCCAGCAGUGGUUCAAGCAGCGGUUCAAGUGGUUCAAAUAGUGGUUCAAGUUCUGGUUCAAGCUCUGGUUCAAGCAGCGGAUCAAGUGGAAGCUCCAGCGGUGGUUCCAGCAUUGGCAAUGCUAUCGGCAACAAUGUUCAAACGGACCCUAGAAAUGUAAUCAAGGGCAAUAACAAUAAUGUGUUCAGUCUUGUCGAUGCUAAUGUUCCUGUCGCUGCAAAUGUCCUGGCACUCAACUCUAUUACUGGUUUGGUUGGUGGUGGAUCAAGCUCUGGUUCAAGCGGUAGUUCAGGAAGUGGUUCAAGUGGUGGUUCUAGCGGAAGUUCUGGCGUUGGUUCACUUGUUGGCAAUGCUAUUGGCAAUAAUGUUCUAACGGGCUCUAAGAACGUGAUCAAGGGAAGUAACAAUAAUGUGUUUGGUCUUAUCGAUGCUAAUGUUCCUGUAGCUGCAAAUGUCUUGGCACUUAACUCCAUUACUGGUUUGGUUGGAGGUGGUUCAAGUUCUGGUUCCAGCAGCGGUUCAAGUGGUUCAAGUUCUGGUUCAAGCUCUGGUUCAAGCAGCGGAUCAAGUGGAAGCUCUAGCGGCGGUUCAAGCAUUGGAAAUGCUAUUGGCAACAAUGUUCAAACGGAUCCUAAAAAUGUGAUCAAGGGCAAUAACAAUAAUGUGUUCAGUCUUGUCGAUGCUAAUGUUCCUGUGGCUGCAAAUGUUUUGGCACUUAACUCCAUAACUGGUGGCUUGCUAGGAGGUAGUUCAAGUUCUGGUUCAAGCUCUGGUUCAAGCUCUGGUUCAAGCUCUGGUUCAAGUACUGGUUCAAGCAGUGGUUCAAGCGGAGGUUCACUUAUUGGCAACGCUAUUGGCAAUAAUAUUUUAACUGGCUCUAAAAAUGUGAUCAAGGGCAAUAACAAUAAUGUAUUUGGUCUCGUCGAUGCUAAUGUUCCUGUGGCUGCAAAUGUCUUGGCACUUAACUCCAUUACUGGUUUGGUUGGAGGUGGUUCAAGCUCUGGUUCAAACUCGGGUUCAAGUUCUGGUUCUCUCGUUGGCAAUCUUCUGAGUAAUAUUGUGGGCGGUGGUCAGCCAAAGGAUGUGGUUCAAGUGGUUGAUCAACAGGGCAAUCUAUUGAUGAACAUUGCACACAAAUCGGACACUUCCGGCGAUAGUGUUGGAAACGAUAUUUCCAACAACUUGACGACCCGUCCCAAGCAAAUUGUGCUAGGUGACAACAACAAAAUUGUCAAGGUGGUGAACUUGGAUGCCAAUGUGUUGGCUAAUUUGGAUCUGGCGAAUGCAAUUCGUGGCAGCAGCGGAGCUUGCAUCGGCAAUAAUAUCAACAGUGGACCCAACACUGUGAUUGAAGGCAGCGGCAAUGAUGUGGUUACUUUGGUUAAUCUUGAUCUGAGUGCUCUGGUUAAUCUGAAUUUGUUGAACGAUAUCAUUGGCACCGUGGGCAACGAUUGCAUAUCGCAGACAACACCACAGCCACCCACCGAGGAGCCUCCCACUGCUCAGCCUCCUACUGUAGAGCCUCCGACUCCUCAGCCUCCGACUCCUCAGCCUCCUACGCCUCAGCCUCCUACGCCUCAACCACCAACGCCAGAGCCUCCAACUCCUGAACCAUCCACUCCAUAUCCUUCCACUCCUCAGCCUCCCACUCCUCAGCCUCCCACUCCUCAGCCUCCCACUCCACAGCCUCCUACUCCACAGCCUCCUACUCCUCAGCCUCCUACUCCCAGCCCACCGACUCCUAAUCCCAGCAACUGCUAUCGUCGCUACUGUCGCAAGUGGCGCACUCGCCCCAGUUAUCUGUGCUACAAGAACUGCGGCGGCUCCUAUGUCUACAGGCCCUAAGCAGGCAUUAGAUCGAAAACGAGUACGAGAGAGAGAUAGCAAGAGGAAAGAUGAUACAACUCUACUCAAAACUUUGGAAUCUCCCCUCGUGUGGAGCUCUUCAUUCACCUGUUAUGUGUUUUACCCCCAAGAUGCACCUAUUUAUUUUGACUAAUUUCUAAGUGAACUUCUUUAAUUUACUUGAUGUAUUGAAAUACAACUGAAUUAUUUAUUAUCAAAA